This is a messenger RNA of Cylindrotheca closterium, 738 nucleotides long. NCBI's taxonomy places the organism in Eukaryota, Bacillariophyta, Bacillariophyceae, Bacillariales, Bacillariaceae. The record is from the annotation of a GenBank genome assembly.
AUGACAGAGGAAGGUAACAUGUUCAUGGUCAACGAGGAUCAGUUUCCUCAUGUCAUUCUUCGUGAAGAGGCUGCUGAUCUAUCAGCACUCAAGACUAUUGACUCCCAACAAGCAUUCUUAGAACAGCGGGGCGAUCCUGUGUUUGUGGCAUCUCCCAUUGCCUGUCGAUUGGAGUGGCAAAGAUCCUCCUCAGAAGAGAAGCCCGCCGGUGAGACUGAAGUAAACAAAGAAGAUGUGACUGGGAAUGUCUUCAUCUCUUCCUCGCAAAUCUUAUUUGCGUGUGAAGACGCGUCGAAUGAUGUUGCAAUUGGAGCUACUUGCAUACUGAUGCACGCCAUGACUGAGGAACCAGAACUAUCGAUAUACUUGCAGCUUCAAGAAGAUGGAUGCGAGACUCUUGAAGCAACAUUCACUCCGUUGGACUCAAAUAUGUGUCAAGAUUUCUUCAAUGCGCUUUGCAAACUGGUGUCUCUGCACCCAUGUGAUGGUGACGAUGAUGAAGGGGACGAGAUGUUUGGGCAAGAAGACAUGAUUUGGGCACCAGCCUCCAGAGGGUUUGGAACUGACGCUUUUGAAGACGAAGAGAGAGGAGCAACAGAUGAUGAGCGUCAAGCGAUGUUAGAUCGUCUGGAUAGCAUACUCGUCGUUCAGCCAGAAUAUGAAAUUCAAGAGGGUCAAUUUGAUGAUCCUAUACUAGAUGGUCAAUUUGAAGAUGCGGAAGAGAGCGGAGAUCAAUAG